AUGUCUUAUGUACCUCCUCACCUGAGAAACUCCUCCGCCGCCACCACUGUGGUGAGCAACGGCGGCGAUCACUUGCACUCGAAGCUCAACUCUCGCCAAUUGCCGUCAUUUACUCAAUCGAAGAACGGUUUUACCAGUAAUGGUGAAUACUGCUCGAAUGAUUCCGGCCGGAGCUCAUGCGAAACCGUUAAUUACUUGUCACCGAGAGGUUUAGUCGCGCCUGACCCCGUCUUUCCUCAGUGGAAACCGUCCGAACGUGUUCUCCUGCUUAAACUUGAACAGAUAGAAGAGAUUCGCUUGAGACUUAAUGUUGAUGUUGCAGUUGCUCUGGAUUCACAUCCUGCGCUUGCACCUGUAGAAUCGUUCACUGAUAUGUGCUUGCACCCGAGCAUCAUGAAGGAUAUUGCACUGCAUAAUUAUACUAUCCCCACCUCUGUUCAAGCUCAAGCCAUGCCAGUUGCCCUUAGUGGGAGGGACCUUUUGGGUUGUGCAGAAACUGGGAGUGGAAAAACUGCUGCAUUCACUAUACCAAUGAUACAGCACUGCCUAGCUCAGCCUCCUCUUCGGCGUGGUGAUGGACCAUUGGCAUUGGUAUUGGCACCUACAAGAGAGCUUGCACAACAAAUAGAAACAGAGGUUAAAGCUUUCAGUAGAUCUCUUGAUUCCUUUAAGACUGCAAUUGUAGUGGGAGGGACAAACAUUGGUGAGCAGAGGUCUGAGCUUCGAGCAGGGGUGAACAUAGUUGUUGCUACUCCUGGAAGACUUAUUGACCACUUACAACAAGGAAAUACCUCCCUUUCCAGGAUAUCUUUUGUUGUAUUGGAUGAGGCUGACAGAAUGCUUGAUAUGGGGUUUGAACCUCAGAUAAGAGAGGUGAUGCACAAUCUUCCAAAAAAGCAUCAAACUUUGUUGUUUAGUGCGACCAUGCCAGCAGAGAUUGAAGCACUGGCACAGGAAUACUUGACUGACCCAGUGCGGGUAAAGGUUGGAAAUGUGAGCAGUCCAACAGCAAAUGUAGCUCAGAUUUUGGAGAAAGUACCUGAAAAUGAGAAGAUUGACCGGCUUCUAGAUCUUCUUGUUGAGGAGUCUGCUCAAGCUGAAAAAUCUGGCCAUCCCUUUUCACUGACCAUUGUAUUCGUGGAACGAAAGACAAAGUGUGAAGAAGUUGCAGAAGCAUUGAUGAAGCAGGGAUUGCUUGCAACUGCACUUCAUGGUGGCCGUAGUCAAAACGAAAGAGAGGCUGCCCUUCGUGAUUUUAGACGUGGUCCUACCAGUAUCUUGGUUGCCACUGAUGUUGCAUCUCGUGGAUUGGAUGUCAAUGGGGUUGCUCAUGUAAUUAAUCUAGAUCUUCCAAAGACCAUGGAAGAUUAUGUUCAUCGGAUUGGGAGGACCGGUCGUGCAGGAUCAACAGGCCAAGCCACAUCAUUUUAUACUGAUCGAGAUAUGUAUCUUGUGGCACAAAUAAGGAAAGCAAUUGCAGAUGUUGGGUCUGGCAAUACUGUUACUUUUGCGACUGGAAAGACUGCCAGAAGGAAGGAGAGAGAAGCUGCAGCUGCUCAUAAGGAAGCAAAUACUGCACUCUCAAAACUGUCCUUAAUGGGGUCCACUCCAAUAAACGUUGAGGACAAGUAUAGGCACAUGUUUGCCCCUGCAAUGGCCAGGAAAGAGGGAGCUGCAGAUGGUGCUUGGGAUGAUUGAAAAUCAGGAGCUGCAGAGACCCUUCCCACUCAUCUGAGUUGAGUUUAUGUUGCACAUUUAUUACCUUGCGAAUGGAGAAAGCAGUCAUUCACAGCUAAGUGUGCUCCAAAAAGGCUGGAAACUAGCUUCCUAGCAUGUGUACAUUCUCGCUUCCAUAGUUCUUCCUCUAUUGAUUUCAGGUCUUACACACAGUUGUCCUUGUUUUCUGUAGCACCUUCGCUAGCACAUUAGAUGAUUUAGAUGUUCGUCUUUGAUAUUUUCGUAUUUAUGGGUUUGUUAGUGAAUGAGGCAGCAGUACUAUAGUAUUGUACUAUUGUGUAACAAUUUACUCUGGUCUGUCUGCUGACUUCAUUUGUCAAUAUGAUAGCCACGUCCUUGCAAAUUCUACGUGACUGCCUUUGGCAUGUGCAUGUAGAAGAAAAUUACAUUUUAGCUGUGGCAUACGGAAGGGUUCAAACAUAGCAACACAAUAUUUCAAUUUCAGCCUGUGCAUUGUUUC
Molecule: messenger RNA, 2197 nt
Organism: Ipomoea triloba (trilobed morning glory)
Lineage: Eukaryota; Viridiplantae; Streptophyta; Magnoliopsida; Solanales; Convolvulaceae
Product: DEAD-box ATP-dependent RNA helicase 20-like
Exons: 14
Coding region: 1-1698 (565 amino acids)
Molecular function (GO): ATP binding; nucleic acid binding; RNA helicase activity
Source: RefSeq, a predicted model, not a curated record